Messenger RNA from Scheffersomyces stipitis CBS 6054, 1056 nucleotides. RefSeq names its product thiamine thiazole synthase (gene THI4). Lineage: Eukaryota; Fungi; Ascomycota; Pichiomycetes; Serinales; Debaryomycetaceae. The record is from RefSeq and is a predicted model, not a curated record. Bases 1 to 1056 code for a protein of 351 amino acids. The transcript has a single exon. Gene Ontology annotation, biological process: thiamine biosynthetic process.
AUGGCUCCUCCAACUAGAAUCGAAACUACCACUUCAGUUGUAGAAGUGAACCUUGCUAAAGUCAGCAAGAAAUCUAUCAAACUUGAGUCUCAAGCUGACAAUGCCGAAGUCACAUUCGCAGACUGGGAAAAUUUCAAAUUUGCACCCAUCCGUGAGUCUACAGUUUCCCGUGCUAUGACCAAACGUUACUUUGCUGACUUGGACAAAUACACUGAAUCUGAUGUUGUUAUCGUUGGUGCCGGUUCUGCUGGUUUAUCUGCUGCUUACGUUUUGGCCAAGAACAGACCAAACUUGAAAAUUGCUAUCAUUGAAGCUUCUGUAUCUCCUGGUGGAGGGUGUUGGCUCGGUGGACAGCUUUUCUCGGCCAUGGUGUUGAGAAAGCCUGCCCAUCUCUUCUUGGAUGAAUUAGAAAUUCAAUACGAUGACGAAGGAGACUAUGUUGUUGUCAAACACGCUGCUUUGUUCAUGUCCACUUUGUUGUCUAAAGUUUUGCAAUUUCCUAAUGUCAAGUUGUUCAACGCUACUGCAGUUGAAGACUUGAUCACCAGAAGAGAUGAGAACACUGGUGAAUUGAGAAUCGCAGGUGUGGUGACCAACUGGACUUUGGUUGCAUUGAACCACGACACUCAAUCUUGUAUGGAUCCUAAUACCAUCAACUGUAACAUUGUAUUGUCUACUACUGGCCACGAUGGUCCAUUUGGUGCUUUCUCAGCCAAGAGAUUGGAAGAACUCGGUAAGGCUCCUAAGGACAUCACCCAAGGCUUCAGACCUCAAGAACGUGCACAACCUGUUGCAGCAUCUGCUGAUGGUUUCCAAUUGGGAGGCAUGAGGGGCCUUGACAUGAACAAGGCUGAAGAUGCCAUUGUCAAGGGUACCAGAGAAGUUGUUCCAGGAUUGGUCAUUGCUGGUAUGGAAUUGGCUGAAGUUGACGGUUCUAACAGAAUGGGUCCUACUUUUGGAGCCAUGGCUCUUUCUGGUGUCAAGGCUGCUGAGUCUGUGUUAAACGCUUUUGACUUGAGAAAGAAGCAAAACGAAACUUGCUAUGGUGCCCAGUAA